AUGCUGAAAAAUACCAUAAAAAUAAAUAGAACAAAGCGAGAACAAAGUAGGGCAUUAUUAGAAAAAAAAUUGUCGAAAGAUUCUGUUACGUCUACAAAAUUUUGCGAUUCAUCUGAAGAUCGAGAAGAAGAUUCAAACAGUAGCAACAACAUUAAUUUAAAUAUAUUGAAAAAAUCAAAUAACACAAAAAUUUCAAAUGCUGAUAAUACUGAUUCAUUUAUUCGUAGCAGUAAGUCGCAUUUGAAAAGUUUUUCUGCAAAAUCUAAUAAAAAAAAUUCAUAUAAAUUAAAUAAAGUGAUUGAAUUGAAUAAGAACAACGAUAUAGUUUCAUAUAAUAACAUAAAACAAGAACAUUCGAAAAGAGAAGGCACCAAUUUAGGUGAUAGUAUAAUUUAUGAUCAGAUAGAAAAUAAUAACUUUGGAGUAUAUAGUGGAAAGCCUCAAGAAGGUAUAAACAAUCAAAUACAAAGUGAAAAUCAAGUAGUAUCUAAUUUUAAAGAAAAUAAUAAAAUAUUUCUGAGGAAAGUAGCAGAUAUACCAAGUGGCGGGAACAUAACAAAUUUAUCUCAUAUAACACCAUCUGAAAAAGGCAACUUGAUAAAUACUGAAAAUAAUUUACGUAGUGAUAUUAUUGUUAAUAACAAAUUGCCAUAUCCGUAUUAUGAUAACAAAAGUAAUUAUUUAAAAAACGAAUUAGAUUAUUGCAAUAUACCUGAUACAUUUAAAUCAUCUUCUAUUAUUGGUGCAAAUUAUAAUACCACCAAUUUGUAUAAUGAUAGUUACUUAGAAGCUAUUCACAAAGAAAGUUUGAAAUUUUUUAUGAAUAAUAAUUUGAAUAUACACGAAAAUAAUUUCAAUAAUUACACUAACAGUUUAAACCCAUAUACGUUUGGUAAUUACAAUAACUACAAUUUGCCUACAUAUAAUAAUAGCAAUUUUAGCAAUAAUUUGAGCAGUGCUACGAGUAAUAAUUUUGAUUUAUAUGGACAUAAUAAUUCAUUAAUUAAGGAAAAAUUUACCGCACCGCAUUCAAAUUUUAAUAAUAUAGAAAAUAAGUAUAAAGAUAUAGAAGCAUACAAUAAGCCUUUAAAUGAGUUAUAUAGUAACCCACAUAUAACGAAUGAAAUGGACUUUACAAAUAUGUAUAAUAGUUAUACACCAAUAGACAAUAAUAACACCAAAAAAGUUAUUGAUAAUUCAAAUUACAUAAUUAAUGGAAGUACAUCAUUACCUAUGUCAAAUUUAGGGGCAUCUAAUUUUGGGAUUACAGCCCCUGGAAAUGUUUACGAUAAUAAAAUAAAUUUAGAUGUGUAUAAUAAUAAUAGUAAUGAUCAGCAUAUUAAUGCGAAUGAAACCAAAAUUUUAGAGCAUAUUAAUAAUGAAUCUAGUAAUUGUAUGAUUAAGGAACCUAUAGUAGAAAGCGAAAAUAAAUUAUUAAAACCUACAAAUACAAUAUUGGAAAAUGAAAUGAGAAAAAAUGAUGUUACAGUAUCUGAGCAAGUUAGUUCUCACACUGACUAUUCCAGAGCAACUCACAGUUCGCACGUUGUUGAUAAAAAAAUAGUGCAUGAAGGGUUUGAAACUAUAAAAAUCCCCAAAUAUCGUGAAGUAGAAAUAGUUGAGAAAAUUGUUGAGAUUCCAGUAGUACACAAAGUUAACAAAUAUGUGAAUAAAUAUGAAAUUAAAGAAGUAGAAAAGGUAGUAAAGAAGCCAAUUAACAAAUAUGUUGAAACUAAAAUAGAAGUGCCUGAAUUACAUUUUCAAGACAAAAUAGUUGAAGUUCCUGAAUUACAAGAAGUUGUAAAGAUUGUAGAAAAGGAAGAGGUGAAAGAAAGACUUGUAUAUAAGAAUAAAAUUGAAACAAAAAUAAUACCAAAAUAUAUUGAAGUUCCUGUAAUAAAAAUAGUCAACAAAUAUGAAAGUUACGAUGAUAUAGGUGAAGUUAUAAAAACAGUGCCAGUAAAGAAAAUAGUGGAAAUACCAAAUGAAGUAAUAAAAAAAGUUAAAAUUCCUAUUAAAAAAAUAAUUGAAGAACCUAAUUAUGUCCCAAUAAUUAAAUAUAGAGAUAUUCCAAUAGAAAAAAUUAGAUAUGUUCCUAAAGUCCAAACAAUUGAAUUAGUAAAAAAUAUUCCUAAAAUUAUAGAUAUUCCAGUUCCAGUAAAAGUUCCCAAAAUAAAAAUAAUAGAUAAACCAGUUUUCGUAAAUAAAUAUGUUGAUAGACCUGUAGUUGUACCUGUUUCAAAAACAAUUAAGCCAAUAUAUAAAUAUGAAGGUAAAAAGGUGAUAGAAAUACCUAUACAUAAGCCUUACAUUGUUACACACGAUACAAUUGUUCCUAGGUAUGUUGAAAAUGAUAUGCGUAAUGGUAGAUGCGAAGUAUAUGCUAGAAGAUUAGACAUAAAUUCGUUGAAUCCAAUAAUAAGAAAUGAAUUAUUUAAUACAGUAAAUAAAAACAACUUUAAUUUACAAAGGUCAAUGAGUGCAAGUAAUCUUUUAGGAAAUAGAAAAUAUAUUGGUGACAUUUUCUAUUCAUCUAACAAUAUAAAUUUUAAUGGAAUAAAUAAAAUUGAUAGCAAUACAUUAUUGCCAAACAAAUAUUCUAAAUUAAAUUUCGACAAAAAAUGUGAUUAUGCUUAUAAUACAGGUGUACGAAAUAAUAUGAGAUAUGCUCCUGGAACCAUGUCUCGAAAUAAUAAUAUACAUGCUAAUCAAAAUUCGAAUGGAUUACAAUUUUCGAAAAGUUUGAAUAAUAAUAAUAAUAAUAAUAUAGGGAUUAGAAAUAAUGUUUUUUUUAACUUUUCAAAAAAUAUUUGUCAUUCUAGUAACCCAAUAAAAGGCAGCAAUAACAGUGGCAUCGGGAUUCCUAUGUUUAAUUCAAAUGAAAUAAUUGUCAAAGGUAAAAAUAAAAGCAAUGUUAUUAAUGGUAGAGAUAGAAGUGGCUUAGAAAUAAAUGGUUUUAAUUCGUCGAAUAAAUUACAUAGUGACAAUAGUGGAAAAAAUUUGAAUUUUAAUCACAAUUCUCAAUUUAACAAAAGUAUGGGGAGCAAUAAUUAUGGAUAUAUAAACGAUAUGGCGAAUAAAUUUAAGAAUGAAGAACAAUUAUAUAAGUACCAGUCAGAUACUCGAGAAAAUAUAAGAAGCAAUGGUUACAGAAGUAUGAAUAAUUCCAAUAGUAUACCCCCAUCAAGAAAUCUAAGCCCUAGUGUCGGAUCUGUUGAUGGAAUUAGUACAUAUGUUGUUGAAUAUUUAGGAGAUGAUGAAAGAAAAAUUAGCGAUCGUAGUUUUACUAAUGAAUUAAAUAACAAUAUGACAGAAAAUAUAGGUAGCAAUUAUUCGUUUAGUGGUGAUAUGCGUACAUAG
Messenger RNA from Plasmodium berghei ANKA, 3360 nucleotides. Its product is annotated as inner membrane complex protein 1f, putative. The coding region runs from base 1 to 3360 and encodes 1119 amino acids. NCBI's taxonomy places the organism in Eukaryota, Apicomplexa, Aconoidasida, Haemosporida, Plasmodiidae. The transcript has 3 exons. The record is from RefSeq and is a predicted model, not a curated record.